AUGUCUGUUGGGUUCCUGAUAUUAGCGUUCUACCUCUGGGGCACCCCGUACAAGCGGGGCUUCUUCUGUGACGAUGAGUCCCUCAAGCACCCUUACAAAGAAUCCACAGUCACUAAUGUUAUGCUGUACAUCGUCGGACUUGGUCUUCCUGUCCUUACGAUAACUGGGUUAAGGAGGUCAGAUUUCGAGUGGCUCCUUGCAAAGCACCAGUACAUAGCUGCGUCUCCAAAACAACAUUGGGAAGAAGCUAGGAUCAACUGCUCUAAAUGGUGUAGAGAAGGAUCUUUCUUCAACGUUCGUAAAAAUCUUAAUCCAAAUCAAACAGUGACGUUUGCUAAAAAAUAUUUGGAUUCUGCUUCGUAUUAUUUUCUUAUUCAAUAUGUUUUUGUUGUAUUGUUGCAGUUGAGAUGGCGACUGACUGGUGGCAUGAGCAUUCAGCUUGCAGCAGCCAUUUUCUGCAUGCUGCCACUCUUCACGUCAUCCACAGGAGACAUACGGCACCACGGUACGUCGAGAGCUCGCGGCUGGCGCGCCGGCGUGCAGCCAGCCGCUGAUGUGACGGCCAACAAUACUGUCAGCAACAUCACCGCUCAGCUGGGAGGGACAGCAUACCUCCACUGCCUUGUCGGACACUUGAGUGAACGAGGGCAAGUGUCAUGGAUCAGGAAGCGUGACUGGCAUAUCCUGAGCUCCGGGAAGUUCACGUACACCAAUGACGAGAGGUUCCAGGUGCUACACGGCGAAGGCUCAGAAGAUUGGACUUUACAGAUCAAAUUUGUACAAAAACGAGAUAACGGUACCUACGAGUGCCAGGUAUCAACUCGAACGGGCAUCGUGUCUCACUACGUGCGUCUUCAGAUUGUGGUCCCGGAGGCCUUCAUCCUCGGUUCUGGGGAGCACCACGUCGAUCUCGGCAGCGUCAUACACCUCAUAUGUAUCGUGGAAAAGAGUCCAACACCGCCUCAAUACGUGUUCUGGUACCAUAACGACCGCAUGAUCAACUACGACGCUACCAGGGGAGGCAUCACGGUGGAGACAGAACCGGGGGCGCGCACGCAGUCACGGCUCACCGUCCGCGGGGCCACGCUCAAGGACUCGGGGAACUACACCUGCAGCGCGAGCAAUACGGAACCCGCGUCCAUACAUGUCUUCGUUUCUGAAGGCAGCAACAAGAUGGCAGCAAUCCUACGCCGCAACACGAGUGCUAUCCACGGGAUCACAUCAAGCGGCACCUGCUUACUGCUGCUCACAUCUGUGCUGCUGCACUUCGGCCUCCGAUGACGUUAGCGCGGGAGGAACAGAGAGGCACUGUAUGAGUGAGAUGGAUAGUCGUACUGCUCACAUCUUGGUUAAAGUUAAUUUGUGCAGUACAGAUACUUGUCAUUUGUUUUACUCAUUGUUAUUUGUUUUUACUGGACAUUUCCAGUAGGUGGUUAUUUGUUUUUGAUAAAUUGGUGAUCAGUAGAUUUGUCAACAGAUUAAAUUCAUCAGUGCUCUGGAAUGGGCUAAGUCCUAUUUAAAGAAUCUAGCUUUUUAUUUCAGUAAGUGUUAUUAACAGUUAUUAAAAUGACCUCAUACAGUGCCGACGUAGUAAUUUACUUAAAUAAACCAAUUAUUGACUUGUAACAUAAGUUGAUUGUAACUUAGUUAUAGUUAUUAACAAAUGUAUGACGUAACUUAGUUACUUACUUAGAUUGUACUUAAUAUAGGCACAACAAUAUUGUACAGUUGACAAUUCUUAGUAUCUAUUGCAGAAUUUAUACCCCAUUUUUGCCAGUUUUUAUUGGUAUAUUGAGGACCUAUAAGACAAAAUAUUCAAGGGUUACUAUUCUCAAAAUAUUUAACGUUGUGGUAUAUUUUUAGGCGCACGAACAUUCAAAUCACAUACACAUAAAUACCCAGACUCUGGAUAAGUAUUCGUGGAUCACAAAAACGCUUGUCCUACGCGGGGUCCGUCCUGCGACACGUCGCGCUCAUUGGAUUUGGCUUGGUGACCUCAACCACUUGGCUAUCCGUGCAGUCAAAAAGUAAAACUACACCAAGCCUCAUUAAUUACCAAUAGAAAAUAGCUGACAUUAUGUACGAAAAACUAAAUCCAGCAUCCACUUUAAUAGCCUCGUAGUCGACGGCAAAUUAUUUGAUGCGUUGAUUACGAUGUUAAAUGUUUUGAGAAUAUAACUUCAAGAUAAAGUGAGCAUUAUAUCUUACGCUCAAUAACUGACAUGUUAAUUUGCAUGUGGAGGUCAAAGGCUCGUUUGAAAGUACGAGUCGAGUUUGAUAUUUGAAUGCUCCAUAAAUUUAUGUUCAGUACUGGCUUGUUUCAGCGUCAGGUAUACUGAAGGUCAACCACCAAUCUUUGAAGUAAAAUUCUUAACAGGUAUGGGACAUAGAGGGCGCUAUGUUAUACCAACUGCCAUCUAGUUUUCACGGCGGUAAAGUCUUUACGGCACGGAUCUUGAGCGCUGGGCGGAAGAGUGGGGAUCGGUUUGCACAUCGUAAAAUAAAACACAAAUCAAUUGUGCGUACUCCUCGUCUUAAGCUGCAUGCAACUGCAGAACGAAUUUCAACCAAUCACGAGUGACGGCUAUGCCGUGAUGCGCUGCACUUAGUCCGCCCCGCGCCUCACU
Molecule: messenger RNA, 2627 nt
Organism: Trichoplusia ni (cabbage looper)
Lineage: Eukaryota; Metazoa; Arthropoda; Insecta; Lepidoptera; Noctuidae
Exons: 10
Coding region: 1-1281 (426 amino acids)
Biological process (GO): synapse organization
Cellular component (GO): neuron projection membrane
Source: RefSeq, a predicted model, not a curated record